AUGGAGGAUUUGGCAAGAACAAGAUCCAGUUUUACUAGAAAUCAUCAAGUGACAAUUAAUGUUGUCGGUGUUCAUGUUUAUAACAACAUCAUGGGAGUAAAACUAGAAACGAAUCCUCUUCAUGGUCUUGUCACCUUCAUGUUUUUUGUACUCCUUGCUUUCCUCCAAAUUAGUUAUCCAAAUAAUCCCACUGCAUUUCAACUUCAUCCAAAGACAAUGUUAGUCUCUAUUGCUAGCUUUCUACUCUAUUGUAUGGGCUAUUGGAUUAACCUUCAGUUUGCCACAAGGUUAGAUACCUUCAUGGAAGUGUUUGCUUCACUUUCAAUUGUUUCUUUGCUGUUGAUGUUCUUUCCGGACAACUGGGAAUUUUCCGGAUUCAUUAUCAUGUAUACAUUAUGGUUCAUUUCUCAUGUAUUUGUCAUGAUUAUUAGACUCCGACUACAAAUGAGAAGGGGAUUGCGACAACUCUUACCGACAACUUCAAUAGGUUUGAAUUAA
Molecule: messenger RNA, 498 nt
Organism: Vicia faba (fava bean)
Lineage: Eukaryota; Viridiplantae; Streptophyta; Magnoliopsida; Fabales; Fabaceae
Source: the annotation of a GenBank genome assembly